Messenger RNA from Acomys russatus (golden spiny mouse), 1036 nucleotides. It is a transcript of the gene Srsf3, whose product is annotated as serine and arginine rich splicing factor 3. The record is from RefSeq and is a predicted model, not a curated record. NCBI's taxonomy places the organism in Eukaryota, Metazoa, Chordata, Mammalia, Rodentia, Muridae. Gene Ontology annotation, cellular component: nuclear speck. Gene Ontology annotation, biological process: mRNA splicing, via spliceosome. Gene Ontology annotation, molecular function: RNA binding. The transcript is spliced from 6 exons. The coding region runs from base 157 to 651 and encodes 164 amino acids.
GACCUAUAAAUAAGGGCGAGGGGACGGCGGUGGUCCGCCAUUUCGUGGACGCCGUAGGAGCGUGAGCAUCCGUGCAGCAGAGCCAGAGGGGAGCGGGUGGCCCUGUCGGAGGCGUUAGGAUUUUGAGCUUCGGCGUUUUGAUCCCAGGAUCUCGAAAUGCAUCGUGAUUCCUGUCCACUGGACUGUAAGGUUUACGUAGGUAAUCUUGGAAACAACGGGAACAAGACUGAAUUAGAACGGGCUUUUGGCUAUUAUGGACCACUCCGAAGUGUGUGGGUUGCUCGAAACCCUCCUGGCUUUGCUUUCGUUGAAUUUGAGGAUCCCCGAGAUGCUGCUGAUGCUGUCCGAGAGCUAGAUGGAAGAACACUAUGUGGCUGCCGUGUAAGAGUGGAACUAUCAAACGGUGAAAAAAGAAGUCGGAAUCGUGGCCCACCUCCCUCUUGGGGUCGUCGCCCUCGGGAUGAUUACCGUAGGAGGAGUCCUCCACCUCGGCGCAGAUCUCCAAGGAGGAGAAGCUUCUCUCGAAGCCGGAGCAGGUCCCUUUCUAGAGAUAGGAGAAGAGAAAGGUCUCUGUCUCGUGAGAGAAAUCACAAGCCGUCUCGCUCCUUCUCUAGGUCUCGUAGCCGAUCUAGAUCAAAUGAAAGGAAAUAGAAGACCAGUUUGCAAAAGAAGUGGUGUACAGGAAAUAACUUCAUUUGACAGGAGUAUGUACAGGAAAUUAAAGUUUUGUUUAAGACUUCAUAAGCUUGGUGCAUUUUUAAGAUGUUUUAGCUGUUCAAAUUUGUUUUGUGUCUUGGAACAGUGACAGAUAACGAUAUAAUUCUCUAAGGUUUCAAAUGGAUCAUUUGAGGCAUGUAAUAUCAAGAAUUGUUACUUUACAAUGUUCCCUUAAGCAAGAUUGAAUUUGCUUUGAACUUUAGUUUUUCAUAGACUGAAAUAAACCUAGAUUCUGCUCAGUUAAAGUGUGAUGUGCUAAUGAUAUAGAAACAACUGGCGGAGAUGGAAUAAAACUGUAGUUUCUUUAGUAGCUGGGCUG